AUGUAUGCCUACGCGAUCAGUGGGAAGAAGCCAGGCAGGAAUUGGCAUUAUUGCUAUGGUGCUCGCAAUCCGGUCCUCAAGCUCAAGAAACCUCAAAGUCUGGACCCGAAGAGAGCGAUGAAUUUCAACAAGCACACGGUUCAAGAUUAUUUUGAGAAACAAAGGCAAAUUAAUGAGACAUUUAAUGGCAUACCCCCAGAGCACAAGUGGAACAUGGAUGAGAAGGGAAUUCAGAUGGGAGGUGGUCGGAAGAAUAGUGGGAGUAAAUUUUACUUUGACAGGACAAAAAAGGAUGUCUAUCGAGUUUCAAGUGACAACCUUGAGCUCAUCACCGUGAUUGAGUGUAUUUUGGCUGCUGGCAUUUGUAUGAAGCCCUCUUUUAUUUUGAAAGAUGGGCCAUUUCCUGAUGUACGAGGCCUUGAAAGCAUUGGGAGCAUUUCACGCACACCAAAUGGCUGGACGGACCAUGACAUAUGUGAGAGAUGGUUCAGUGAUGUGUUUAUUCCUGAAGCCAGCUCUCGCCGCGUCAACAACAAACCUAUCGUACUGACCCUUGAUGGUCAUAGCUCGCAUGAACAACCUGCUAUCCAAAAAAUUGCCUACAACAACAAUAUUAUCAUUUUCUGUUUUCCCUCAAAAACCACGCAUAAAUUGCAGCCUCUUGACGUCAUUGUCUUCUCGCCAGUUCAAAGGAAGUGG
Molecule: messenger RNA, 699 nt
Organism: Serpula lacrymans var. lacrymans S7.9
Lineage: Eukaryota; Fungi; Basidiomycota; Agaricomycetes; Boletales; Serpulaceae
Exons: 2
Cellular component (GO): nucleus
Molecular function (GO): DNA binding
Source: RefSeq, a predicted model, not a curated record